Messenger RNA from Xiphophorus couchianus (Monterrey platyfish), 4068 nucleotides. It is a transcript of the gene best1, whose product is annotated as bestrophin 1. The record is from RefSeq and is a predicted model, not a curated record. The transcript has 9 exons. Lineage: Eukaryota; Metazoa; Chordata; Actinopteri; Cyprinodontiformes; Poeciliidae. Bases 141 to 2327 code for a protein of 728 amino acids. Gene Ontology annotation, molecular function: chloride channel activity.
GUUGGGCUUAUGAGUUCCAGUUCAAACACUGAAGUUGAACUCAAGCAAAGCCCAAAAAACAAAGACUCUCCAUCGGGUUCUCUCAUGUUAGACCACAUUCUGCCUACAGAUUGGUCUAGAAGAAGCAGUGAAAAGCAGCAAUGACAGUGACAUACUCUCGAAGAGUUGCUGAUGCAGGUUUGGGGACCUUUUUUCACCUGCUCCUGCGAUGGAAAGGCAGCAUCUACAAACUGCUGUACAGAGAGCUCAUCAUCUUCACUGUACUCUAUUACUUCUUCAGCAUUGUUUACAGGUUUCUACUAAGCAGUGAGCAGAAAAGGUUGUUUGAGAAGCUGUCAAUAUAUUGUGAUCGCUACGCAGAACUCAUCCCUGUGUCAUUUGUGUUGGGUUUCUAUGUGACUCUGGUUGUUUCCCGUUGGUGGGGUCAGUUUGAGAACAUACCCUGGCCAGACCGUUUGGCAGCACUAGUAGGAGGCCAUGUCCGUGGGACCGAUGACACUGCAAGGCUGACCCGAAGAACACUAAUGCGCUACGUCAACCUCUCAGGAGUUCUGAUCUACCGCUCUGUCAGUACUGCCGUCUACAAGAGGUUUCCAACCACUGAGCAUUUGGUGCAGGCAGGUUUGAUGACCUCAGAGGAACUGAGGCACCUGGAGGAUCUACCUUCCCCCCACAACAAGUUCUGGGUGCCCUGUACAUGGUUUGUUAACUUGGCUUUGAGAGCACGGACGGAGGGUCGCAUCAACAAUGAUGUGGCUCUCACAGCCAUUCUCACUGAGCUGAACAGCCUGAGGGCAAAGUGUAUGAAGUUGUAUGGUUAUGAUUGGAUUAGCCUGCCUCUCGUCUACACUCAGGUGGCAACAGUUGCGGUCUACAGCUUCUUUCUGGCUUGUCUGAUCGGCCGACAAUUCCUGGAUCCUGCGCAGGGAUAUCCGGGACAUGAUGUGGAUUUCUACCUGCCGGUUUUUACCCUGCUGCAGUUUUUUUUCUAUGUUGGCUGGCUGAAGGUGGCAGAGCAACUCAUAAACCCUUUUGGUGAAGAUGAUGAUGACUUUGAAACAAACUGGCUAGUUGAUCGAAACCUGCAGGUGUCUCUUUUGUCCGUGGAUGAGAUGUAUGACAGCCUACCACUGGUUGAGAGGGACAUGUACUGGAAUGAGUCGGAGCCCCAGCCUCCUUACACUCCUGCCAGUGCUGAACACCGUAAACCCUCCUUCAUGGGUUCGGCUCUAGAUAUCAGUGUUCCUAAGGAGGAGAUGGAGUUCCAGUCCAACUUGGAACAAAUCAAAGAACAUGAAGAAGCCAACUAUACCACUCCACUACUUGGAGGGUUGGGCCGUCUGUUGGGCGUCCAGUCCCCAAACUUUCCUCGCUCAUCCCGGGUUCCUCUGCUUCGCCGCCGCCCUGGAGCUCCACUGAACCGCUUCCCUCUUUACUUGCACCCAGAAGCACCAUCGACCCCUACUCAAACCCGCUACCCUUUGAACCAGGACCGGGAUCCGGACUAUGCCUUCUCCACUGUUCCCAUGUAUGAAAGGCCAGGAUUUUACAGCUGCCCCCAAACACCAAUUCACUGUGUGCCCCCGGCAGUGCCUCGCCCUCGGCAUCCCCGGCGGACCCAAAACGAUUGGGAUCGCAGCUGUAGCUCCAUGGCCCCUCCGACAGUGGGCUCCCAGUUACUGGCUCCUGACACACCCAACCAUCUUCCACCACCUCCAUCCUCUGCAUUUCCCUGGUUCAGUGGGGAGGGAGAUUCACAGAGUGGACCAGCAUUCUCCUUCCCCGACCCAGCACCGGAACUCUGCCCAAUAUCUAAACUCAGACCAGGACAUGGCCUACUGUCCCGACGCCCGCCUCCCCCUCGCCUCACUUUAGAAACCCUCCCAGCUGCUGAAAGCCAGCCAGGACUCCUGAGUGCUCGGGCAACGGGAGGUGGAGGUGAAAGAGUGUUCUCAUUCACUCCCCCCUCUCACACAGCGGCACCAAAUCCUUGUAAUCCCAACAGUAGCUCCGGCAGCAUUAAUGCAACAAGCACCAACAGCGCUGCCACAACAGGAAGUCUUUGCAAUGGAACAAGCCACAGUGGUUUUAGCAACCAUGGAAACUUCACCUCAAAUCCGAGGAUGAGCAAUGGGAGCGGAAGUGCUGGGUCGAGUACCAACAUGAACACAGUUUCUACAUCUGCACCUUCACAGGAAGCGAGUCAGCAAAGCUCAGCCAAUGAUUCGGGAAUCUCAUUGACUGAGGGGGAUCUGCUGGGAGUUCUGGUGGAUGGUGGGAUGAAUAAGGAAGAGAAAGGGAGCAGGACUGAGGAAAAAACUAACUAAUUUGAAGCCUUUUAUAUAUUUGAUUCUAUGUUCUAUGUUCAAUCAAUGAAAUAACAAGAAACAUUGUGGUAAAAAGGAAUUAGCUCUUUGUGACUCUUGUUGAAUUAGUUUGAUGACAAGAGAUGUCUUAAAGCCAGCACCCAGUCAUGCUGAACAUUAAAGUACCUUAUUACAUAUCUAAUAUGAAAUCAAUAUGUAUGACACAUUGCUGGAUUAUGUCAAACUCACAUCUGCAAAUUAAGGACUUUGUGUUAAAGCCUAUUUCCUGAAUUAGCUCAGAAUUAACCUACUUCUUAUGCAAAAAUCCCCUUAAAUGAACUGACACUGAGCCAAUAAGAAAUUUCAGAAACUUGUACACUUCUGCUGAAAACCAAGCUUAACUGUUUAUAUCCCAGUUCUUAGCUUUGUGUCCAUCUGUAUGCUAUUAAAUUAUAUAUUAAAUAACAUGCUGUGAUACUUUUAUCAUUGUUUAUUUAAAUAAAAAUAAACCCCACAAAUGAUUUGAAUAUUAUUGCUUUAUUUUCAUAAGCUUUUUUUUUACGUACAAGAAUAUUCAAUGUUGUAAAGUAACUACAGAAUACUGAACUCAAAUUUUAAAAGUUAUGAAGAAACUGACCAAAAAUUAUAACAACAAAACAAUGUUUUUCAAUAAUGAACAAAGUUUGGAAAAUAUAUGGUGUAAUGGGUAUCCAUCACUUUAAAUAAUAAAAAAGAUCAAUUUAGAAAGAAAAAUAUAAUCCUUACUAUUUUCACUAUCUAUACUGAGUACAAGUGUAUGGCUUUGUUUCUAAGACUGUAAUUCAGUUCAAAGUACAGGUUAUGGCUAUAAUGCUAAUGAAAGAAACCAAUGCUUCAUCGGUUAUAAGCAAAACAAUUUUACAGUUGGCAAAUAUGAAUAUCUUUUAGCAAGUUCUCCUUCACACUGGUCUGAGACCGCACCACAACCUCAAGAGUCAGCGGUCCCUAUAAUGCAUGAUGCAGCUUAGCAAUGUUUCUCCAGACAUCCUGGUGGUAGGACAUUAUUUACAAAUUCUACAGGAAAGAGCCUGGAAGCAGCAUUGCUGCUCCCAAAAAAAAGAAAUCCGCAUGACGCUUGUGCAUUUUGCCCUGAAGAUUUUUUAUGUGUUGUGCUCCUUAUGGAGUAUGAAUCCUGGCGUUUUAGAAGCAAAUAAACUGCAAAUAUAGACAAGGAGAUUGUUGAAAGUUCAUGUCCAGAAUGAAUGGAAUGAAUUUGCAUUGAUGUCUAACGGCAGCCGUGGUUUUGUAUUUAGAUCUGGAGGGCGGUGAGAAGGAUGAGAAAGCUUUCUGAAAUAAUUUUACAAUAAAAACAGCACAACUCUAAAAAUAAACUGAAACAGUGAUUAUCAAAAAGCCCAUCUUGAGGACGUUCUGUGUGGAUCCUGCACUUGCGAAGUAUCUCAGAUAAAAAUAAUUACACUGGUUCACUGAGUUCAGGACAGAGAACCCUUCAAGUGCAUCCUCUUGUGCUCUCAGAAAGCGAACGAAGAUAAAGUUUGUUCCUCUACAUUAAGGCUGAAACUAAUGAUUUAGGACCAGAAACCGCUUAUAAUUAUAGGUAAAUUCUGCAGAUUAUGAGGGAAAACCCUAGUGUAGUGGUAUUCCCUGUGGCAACUCCAUUGCAGUAGGAUAGCCAAUAAUGGAGCAAGAACAAAUACAGCUCUGGAAAAAAAUUAAGAGCCCACUGCAAUGAGCCCCAUUGAAAACCUCAUGGUUAUUCCAC